AUGGCUGGCGAAACCUUCGAGUUCCAGGCUGAGAUCUCUCAGCUGCUCGGCCUCAUCAUCAACACAGUCUAUUCUAACAAGGAGAUCUUCUUGAGAGAACUUGUUUCCAAUUGUUCCGAUGCUCUCGACAAGAUUAGAUAUGAGGCCCUCUCUGACCCAAGUAAACUUGACUCAGGAAAGGAUCUCCGUAUCGACAUCAUCCCAGACAAGGAGAACAAGACCUUGACUCUGCGUGAUACCGGUAUUGGCAUGACCAAAGCUGAUCUCGUCAACAACCUUGGUACGAUUGCACGAUCUGGCACCAAGCAAUUUAUGGAGGCUCUGACCGCAGGUGCCGAUAUUUCCAUGAUUGGUCAAUUCGGUGUUGGUUUCUACUCUGCCUACCUUGUUGCUGACCGCGUCACCGUCAUUUCAAAGCACAACGAUGAUGAGCAAUAUAUCUGGGAGUCCGCUGCUGGUGGCACCUUCACCCUCACACCCGACACUGAUGGCGAGCCUCUCGGACGUGGUACCAAGAUCAUUCUCCACAUUAAGGAUGAGCAAACCGACUACUUGAACGAGUCAAAGAUCAAGGAGGUCGUCAAGAAGCACUCCGAGUUCAUUUCCUACCCAAUCUACCUCCACGUCCUCAAGGAGACCGAGAAGGAGGUUCCUGAUGAGGAUGCCGAGGAGACCAAAGAUGAAGAAGAUGACCAGAAGGCCAAGAUUGAGGAGGUCGAUGAUGAUGAGGAAGAGAAGAAGGAGAAGAAGACAAAGAAGAUCAAGGAGUCGAAGAUUGAGGAAGAGGAGCUCAACAAGCAAAAGCCAAUUUGGACAAGAAAUCCCUCUGAAAUCACCCCAGAGGAGUACGGAUCCUUCUACAAGUCCCUCUCCAACGACUGGGAAGACCACUUGGCUGUUAAGCAUUUCUCCGUCGAAGGUCAACUCGAAUUCCGCGCCAUCCUUUUCGUUCCCAAGCGCGCACCCUUCGAUCUCUUCGAGACGAAGAAGACCAAGAACAACAUCAAGUUGUACGUCCGCCGUGUCUUCAUUACUGAUGAUGCUACGGAUAUCAUUCCUGAAUGGUUGAGCUUCGUCAAGGGUGUUGUUGACUCUGAGGAUCUCCCAUUGAACUUGUCUCGUGAGACUCUUCAACAAAACAAGAUCAUGAAGGUCAUCAAGAAGAACAUUGUUAAGAAGGUUCUUGAGCUUUUCCAGGAAAUCUCCGAGGACAAAGAGCAGUUUGACAAAUUCUACACUGCCUUCAGCAAAAACAUCAAGCUCGGUAUCCACGAGGACACCCAAAACCGCAACGCCCUCGCCAAGCUUCUCCGAUUCAGCUCCACCAAGUCUGGUGAUGAUAUUACCUCCCUCCAAGACUAUGUCACCCGCAUGCCUGAGCACCAGAAGAACAUGUACUACAUCACUGGCGAGUCGCUCAAGGCCGUCCAAAAGUCACCUUUCCUGGACUCCCUUAAGGAGAAGAACUUCGAGGUUCUAUUCCUGGUUGAUCCCAUUGAUGAGUAUGCCAUGACUCAACUGAAGGAGUUUGAGGGCAAGAAGCUUGUUGAUAUCACCAAGGACUUCGAGCUCGAGGAGACCGAGGAGGAGAAGAAGGUCCGUGAGGAGGAAGAGAAGGAGUUUGAAGGUCUCGCAAAGGCCCUCAAGAAUGUCCUCGGCGACAAGGUCGAGAAAGUUGUGGUUAGCCACAAGCUCAUCGGUGCUCCUUGUGCCAUCCGCACAGGUCAAUUCGGUUGGUCUGCCAAUAUGGAGCGUAUCAUGAAGGCACAAGCUCUCCGUGACACCUCGAUGUCCUCAUACAUGUCAUCCAAGAAGACCUUUGAGAUCUCGCCCCGCUCGCCAAUCAUCAAGGAGCUGAAGAAGAAGGUUGAGACUGACGGUGAGAAUGACCGUACCGUCAAGUCCAUUACCCAACUUCUCUACGAGACUUCCCUGCUCGUUUCCGGCUUCACUAUCGAGGAGCCAGCUGGUUUCGCUGAGCGAAUUCACAAGCUCGUCUCCCUCGGCCUGAACGUUGAGGAAGAGCCAGAGAUCAGCGAGGAGUCAGUUGCUGAGGCUUCGGAAGAGGCACCAGCCGAGAGCGCCAUGGAGGAGGUUGACUAG
Messenger RNA from Lachnellula hyalina, 2103 nucleotides. RefSeq names its product Heat shock protein 90-like protein (gene MOD-E). Lineage: Eukaryota; Fungi; Ascomycota; Leotiomycetes; Helotiales; Lachnaceae. Bases 1 to 2103 code for a protein of 700 amino acids. Gene Ontology annotation, molecular function: ATP binding; ATP-dependent protein folding chaperone; ATP hydrolysis activity. Gene Ontology annotation, cellular component: protein-containing complex; plasma membrane; perinuclear region of cytoplasm. The record is from RefSeq and is a predicted model, not a curated record. The transcript is spliced from 2 exons. Gene Ontology annotation, biological process: protein folding; protein stabilization; cellular response to heat.